AUUACUCUCUAGAGCAAAAAUAGAAAGAAAAUAUGGACUUCUGCCGGAAUGUCUCAGUUUCAGGCGGGUUUCCGGCGAAUUACCAACCGGAGCAAAAGCUACUAUCUCCAUCUUUCAAUAAACUUGGCAGCCUUGAUGACCUCUUCUCAUGUCAUUCUAUGGAACAAAGUGAUAUUAACACAGAAUGGCUCUCAGCAUUUAUGGAAGAUUGUUUAUCAAGCAGUGGAAGUUGCCUUCCAUCAGUAAAACCCUUAAACCCUCCAAGUACAGCUUCUAAUGCACAACGUACAAACUCUCAAGAAGUACAAAAGAAACUCCAAAAUUAUUCCCUGCAUAAGCUUGUUGUACCUUGCAAAGCAAGAAGCAAAAGGAAAAGAAGCCAAUUUAAAAGUACAAGUCACUUAUGCUGGUAUUCUCGAGAUGACCGAGUGAGUCAGUGGUCCGUCAGUGAUCCAAUUUUCCGUUCGAGAAAAAACUUAUUCAGGUCUCAACAUUAUACAUACAACAAUGAUGAGUCACUUUUGCUACAUCAAGAUUAUUGGCUAGCAGAUAGUGAGCUUAUUUUGCCAACAAAAAGUACAAGUCAAAACUGCACAAAAGAUGAAGAUUACGGGCAGGGAGUGUACAAGCAAAUAAAGCAUGAAGAAGAAGAGGGCAGCAGUUUCGGGCAGGGUAGAAGGUGUACACAUUGUUUAUCUCAAAGGACCCCACAAUGGCGGGCAGGACCAGAUGGGCCAAAAACAUUGUGUAAUGCAUGUGGUGUAAGGUAUAAAUCGGGCAGGUUGCUGCCCGAAUAUAGGCCAGCCAAAAGUCCUAGUUUUGUGAGUUAUAAACACUCGAAUUCUCAUAAGAAAGUGUUGGAAAUGAGAAUGUGUUCAUCGUCUUCUUGUUGAAGAUGAAUAAGAUGCAAUAAUUUUAGUUAAGUUUAAAUCCAUUAUGUAAAAUAUCAAAUAUUUAGUAUUUGAGAUUAGUUACUAAUACUACUUUUACUUUUUAUAA
This is a messenger RNA of Erigeron canadensis, 999 nucleotides long. RefSeq names its product GATA transcription factor 7-like. Gene Ontology annotation, biological process: regulation of DNA-templated transcription. The record is from RefSeq and is a predicted model, not a curated record. Gene Ontology annotation, molecular function: sequence-specific DNA binding; zinc ion binding. The transcript has 2 exons. Bases 33 to 893 code for a protein of 286 amino acids. NCBI's taxonomy places the organism in Eukaryota, Viridiplantae, Streptophyta, Magnoliopsida, Asterales, Asteraceae.